Mugil cephalus (flathead mullet) is the source of this 9372-nucleotide messenger RNA. RefSeq names its product kinesin family member 1Ab (gene kif1ab). The record is from RefSeq and is a predicted model, not a curated record. Gene Ontology annotation, biological process: microtubule-based movement; cytoskeleton-dependent intracellular transport; vesicle-mediated transport. Lineage: Eukaryota; Metazoa; Chordata; Actinopteri; Mugiliformes; Mugilidae. Bases 799 to 5931 code for a protein of 1710 amino acids. Gene Ontology annotation, cellular component: kinesin complex; axon; dendrite. The transcript is spliced from 48 exons. Gene Ontology annotation, molecular function: plus-end-directed microtubule motor activity; ATP hydrolysis activity; microtubule binding.
AUAAGACAGAAUCACGAGAUUAAUAGAAAACCAUCACUGGUUUAUUUUGUUCAUCUGAAAUACACCCAGUUUCUGCUCUCUUCAGUUCCUCUUGCAUCAUUACAGCCUCGCUGUCUAUCCACACUUCCAGUCUCAUCGGUCUCAUAUUUGCAUCCAUGUUUGGGUGUUUGAUGUGCGUUGCGGUCCACCCUGUCCUCUUCCUCUCCUCCUCCCCGCCGUGGUGCAUCGCUCUGCCUCAUGGCUGCCUGCCUCCGAUGAUGCUGAUGCUGAUGUCAUCACCGCCUCCCAGCAUCCCUGGCACAGCGGCGCCGCCAUUUUCCCCACUUUCAGACCGACUGACUGACGGACGGACGGACAGCUUUACGGCGGGGCCUCUGGAGCAUCCCGCACCCAUCCUCCUGUUUAUCCGUCUGGCCCUCGCUCCUCCCUCCCACCCCCUGUCUCCCACUCGUUUCUCUGACUGGCGCACCGCUGUGUUCAGCACUCAUCCCACCCAGCGCCGCUGCUGCUUCUGCUGCUGAAGCUGAGGCAGAGUCUCUCCCUGUUUCCUCAGCGGAUGCUCCAUGUAUGGAUGCGCAACGGGAAAUGAUGCUGUAGGCUAACCAAAGACAGAGCGAAAACCCAAAGUGCAGGCUGUCAAAGAGACUCAAGAAGGAGGCACCGGAGGAUCCUGCCGCUGUUUUGAAUGGGCAGGGGAUUCACCCUCUGCGGUUGUCGAGUCUGAGUUGCUGAGGUUUCAGGUGUGUGUGCCCAUAACCACACGGAUCUCUAGCUCUUCCACUCGCACCGACCGAGAACAUGGCUGGGGCUUCGGUGAAGGUGGCUGUGAGGGUCCGGCCCUUCAACUCCAGGGAGAUCGGGAAGGAGAGCAAGUGCAUCAUACAGAUGUCUGGAAACACCACGACCAUCCUGAACCCUAAACAGCCGAAAGAAAACAAGAGUUUCAACUUUGACUUUUCAUACUGGUCACACACCACGCCCGAGGACAUCAACUAUGCGUCCCAGAUGCAGGUGUACAGGGACAUCGGAGAGGAGAUGCUGCUGCACGCGUUCGAAGGCUACAACGUGUGCAUAUUCGCAUACGGCCAGACAGGAGCGGGAAAAAGCUACACCAUGAUGGGCCGACAGGAACAGGACCAGCAGGGAAUCAUACCUCUGAUGUGCGAGGACCUCUUCACCAAGAUCAGCGACAGCAAUAAUGACAACAGCAUGUCCUACUCCGUGGAGGUGAGUUACAUGGAGAUCUACUGUGAACGUGUGCGUGACCUGCUCAACCCCAAAAACAAAGGAAACCUGCGCGUGAGAGAGCACCCUCUGAUGGGACCCUACGUCGAAGAUCUGUCCAAGCUGGCCGUCACCUCCUACAACGACAUCCAGGACCUGAUGGAUUCUGGAAACAAGGCCAGGACUGUGGCUGCUACCAACAUGAAUGAGACCAGCAGCCGCUCCCACGCCGUCUUCAACAUCAUCUUCACGCAGAAGAAACACGACAUGGACUCGGAAAACACAUCGGAGAAGGUCAGUAAGAUCAGUCUGGUGGACUUGGCUGGCAGCGAGAGAGCCGACUCCACCGGAGCUAAAGGAACCAGACUGAAGGAAGGAGCAAACAUCAACAAAUCUCUGACCACACUGGGGAAAGUUAUCUCUGCUCUGGCUGAACUGGACUCGGCACCCAACAAGAACAAGAAAAAGAAGAAGGCGGAGAGUUUUAUUCCCUACAGAGAUUCAGUUCUGACUUGGCUUCUGAGGGAGAACUUAGGAGGAAACUCUCGCACAGCCAUGGUGGCUGCCCUCAGCCCCGCAGACAUCAACUAUGACGAAACCCUCAGCACGCUCCGGUAUGCUGAUCGGGCCAAACAGAUCCGCUGCAACGCAGUGAUCAACGAGGACCCCAACAACCGCCUGGUGCGCGAGCUGAAAGAGGAGGUGGCUCGUCUCAAAGACCUUCUGUAUGCGCAGGGCCUGGGAGACAUCAUAGAGAACCUGUGCGAUUACAAGAACUUUGUGAACAAUCGCCAGGCUGUCAAUCAAAGGGGUGAUCUCUCCGCAGUGACCAACGCCAUGACGGGGAUGAGCCCCUCCCCUUCGAUGUCCGCCCUGUCCAGUCGCGCCGCCUCCAUCAGCAACCUCCACGAUCGUAUUUUCAGCCCCGCGAGCGAAGAGGCCAUUGAAAGGCUCAAGGAAACUGAAAAAAUCAUUGCAGAGCUCAAUGAGACAUGGGAAGAGAAGUUGCGCCGCACUGAGGCCAUCCGCAUGGAGAGAGAGGCUCUGCUCGCUGAGAUGGGUGUUGCCAUGAGAGAAGAUGGAGGCACCGUUGGCGUCUUCUCCCCCAAAAAGACCCCCCAUCUGGUGAACCUCAACGAGGAUCCGCUGAUGUCCGAGUGUCUGCUGUAUUACAUCAAAGACGGCAUCACCAAGGUUGGCCGUGAAAAUGCAAAGACUCGUCAGGACAUUGUUCUCAGCGGCCACUUUAUCAGAGACGAGCAUUGCACCUUCAGCAGCACCACCGGCCCCCAGGGAGAAGGAUGUGUCGUCCUGGAACCAUGUGAGGGGGCGGAGACUUACGUCAAUGGCAAAAGAGUGACCUCUCCCAUUAUUCUGCGGUCCGGAAACCGCAUUAUCAUGGGCAAGAGCCACGUGUUCCGCUUCAACGACCCAGAGCAGGCUCGUCUGGAGCGGGAGAGGACGCCAUGCGCCGAGACUCCGGUGGAGCCGGUCGACUGGGCCUUCGCUCAGAGGGAGCUGCUGGAGAAACAAGGCAUCGACAUGAAGCAGGAGAUGGAGCAGAGGCUUCAGGAGCUUGAGGAUCAAUACCGCAGAGAAAGAGAAGAAGCCAGCAACCUGCUAGAACAACAGAGGCUGGACUACGAGAGUAAACUGGAGGCUCUUCAGAGACAAGUGGACUCUCGGUACCUGGAGUCACCCGAGGAAGAGGAGGAGCCUGAAGAGGAAGUGCCGUGGACGAACCGCGAGACAGAGCUGGCGCUGUGGGCUUUCAGGAAGUGGCGCUUCUAUCAGUUCACCUCCCUCCGUGAUCUGCUCUGGGGCAACGCCAUCUUCCUCAAAGAGGCCAACGCUAUUAGUGUGGAGCUGAAGAAGAAGGUGCAGUUCCAGUUCGUCCUGCUGACGGACACUCUCUACUCUCCGCUACCCACCGACCUGCUGCCCCCCAGUGUGGCUAAAGAGAGAGAGAGAAGACCCUUCCCUCAAACGAUCGUCGCCGUCGAAGUGCAAGAUCAAAAGAAUGGAGCCACACAUUAUUGGACCCUGGAAAAACUCAGGCAGAGGCUGGACCUAAUGAGAGAGAUGUAUGACCGUGCUGCCGAGCUGCCCAGCAGCGCCGUGGAGGACUGUGACCACGCCCUGACUGGAGGCGACCCCUUCUACGACCGCUUCCCCUGGUUCCGCCUGGUUGGCAGAGCUUUUGUGUACCUGAGUAACCUGCUGUACCCAGUGCCACUCGUUCAUCGCGUGGCCAUCGUCAGCGAGAAAGGAGAGGUGAAAGGCUUCCUCAGAGUAGCUGUGCAGGCCAUCUCAGCUGAUGAGGAGGCUCCUGACUACGGCUCUGGUGUUAGGCAGUCGGGAACUGCCAAGAUCUCCUUUGAAGACAAACAGUUUGAGAAGUUCCAGACCGAGUCGUGUCCUGGUGGCCUGUCGCACUCCAACACCUCCCAGGAAGAGCUGCGCAUUGUGGAGGGAGAAGGACAGAACGCGGAGAUGGGAAUCUCUGCAGAUGAAGUUAACAACAACACCUGUGAAGGUGACUGGACCGCUCUACAGGAGAUUCCUCGCAGCCCAGUGAAGAGUUCAAGUCUGGGUUUGGAUCUCCCUCUGGACGUGUCUCCAGAGAAAGCUCUGUCUCACCUGAAGAUCGGCAGCACGUUCACCUUCAGAGUCACCGUCUUGCAGGCCUCCAGCAUCUCGGCAGAGUACGCCGACAUCUUUUGCCAGUUCAACUUUAUUCAUCGGCAUGACGAAGCUUUCUCCACUGAGCCCCUGAAGAACACAGGCAGAGGACCUCCACUGGGAUUCUACCAUGUACAAAAUAUCACAGUGGAGGUGACCAAGUCUUUCACAGAGUACAUCAAGACUCAGCCCAUCGUCUUUGAGGUGUUCGGACACUAUCAGAAACAACCCUUUCCCCCGCUCUGCAAAGAUUUAAUCAGUCCUCUCAGGCCCUCCAGGAGGCAGUUCCCUCGGGUCAUGCCGCUAUCCAAACCAGUCCCGGCCACCAAGCUCAGCACUCUGACUCGCUCCACCGCAGGACCUUGUCACGCCAAAUACGACCUCAUGGUGUUCUUUGAGAUCUGCGAGCUGGAGGCGAAUGGAGACUACAUCCCAGCUGUCGUCGACCACCGAGGCGGGAUGCCGUGCCACGGGACCUACCUCUUACAUCAGGGCAUUCAGAGGAGGAUCACAGUUACCAUCGCCCAUGAAACAGGAAAUGACAUCGAGUGGAAAGAGGUGAAGGAGUUGGUGAUCGGUCGUAUUCGAAACACUCCAGAGGCCGAUGAGACCAUCAUAGACCCCAACAUCCUUUCCCUCAACAUCCUGUCCUCUGGAUACUUCUGGCCAAAACAUGACGACAACGUUUCCUUGGGAGUUGAUCAUAGGACUUUCUACCGCUUCGAGGCGGCAUGGGACAGCUCCAUGCACAACUCUCUGCUCCUGAACAGGGUCACUCCUUAUGGGGAGAAGAUCUACAUCACCCUCUCUGCUUAUCUAGAGAUGGAGAACUGCACUCAGCCGACGGUCAUCACCAAAGAUUUCUGCAUGGUGUUUUACUCUCGGGACGCGAAGCUGCCGGCGUCCCGCUCCAUCAGAAACCUCUUCAGCACCGGCUGCCUCCGGCCCUCUGAGAGUAACCGUGUCACAGGAGUCUAUGAAGUAACUCUCUGCCACGUGGCCGACAACGGAAGUCCAGGCAUGCAGCGCCGCCGCAGGCGCGUGCUGGACACCUCAGUGGCGUACGUCAGAGGAGAGGAGAACCUGGCUGGAUGGAGGCCUCGCAGUGACAGUCUCAUCCUCGACCACCAGUGGGAGCUGGAGAAGCUCAGCUUGCUGCAGGAGGUGGAGAAGACCAGGCACUACCUGCUGCUGAGGGAGAAGCUGGAGGCGACUCUGCAGGCCGGGCAGGAUGCGCUCUACAAGAGCGGCGACAUCAGCGACUUCGCAAAGAGCCCCGUCCUCAGCCACAGCCCCGGCAGCAGCCCCGCGCCCGACAGCCCCAACCAGAGGCAGAGGGAGCUGGCUGCUAAGUGUCUGCGUCUGCUGAUGCACACCUUCAACAGGGAGUACAGCCAGGUGAGCAGCAGUGCCAGUGAGAGCAAGCUUUCGGAGAUGUCUGCAUCGCUAAUGAGAGAGUCAUCGUCUUCUACACUGAACACACUCACACCCUCCUCUACGUGCCCCUCACUGGUCGAGGGACAUUAUGACAUUAGACUCACCGAUCCCAGUUCGGGUGCAUCCACACCAGACCUGGACCCCUACAGUCCAGUCGACAGAAAGAAAGCUCUCAGAGGAUGCACCUUCGUUCCUGACAUACAGGAGAUUCGUGUCAGUCCCAUCGUGUCAAAGAAAGGCUACCUGCAUUUCCUGGAGCCCCACACCAGUGGCUGGGUGAAGCGUUACGUGGUGGUGCGCAGGCCCUACGUCUACCUGUACCGCAGCGAGAGGGACAGCGUCGAGAGAGCCGUCAUCAACCUGUCGUCUGCAAAGGUGGAAUACAGCGAAGACAAACAGACAUUACUGCGGACUCCCAACACGUUCGCUGUGUGCACUGACCAUCGCGGGAUACUGCUGCAGGCCACCAACGACAAAGAGAUGCACGAUUGGCUGUACGCUUUCAACCCUCUGCUAGCCGGCACCAUCAGGUCAAAACUCUCCAGAAGAAAGUCGGUCCAGUCGGUCCCGUCUGCUCAGAGGAUGUGAGGAGGCGAAGCAGCCUGUUGGGAGCGACGAACAAACAAACCAACACAAUCUGAGCAAGUUGAGCUCGGCGUCCUGCUCUAAUGAACAUAGACAAACUUAUACAUCGAACCAUUUAAAUAUCCUUCUAUGUGACGGCCGCUCCACUCCCAAAAAAGUCCCUCGAUCAUUUAUUCCAAAACCUAACAAAAUUUAUUUUCUUCAGACCCCUGCAUGAUGUGCUCCUUUUCAGACCUUUAGAGGAAUUCAUAAGAAAAAAUAACCACCCAAACCUCUGCCGGGCAUUGGGACUAGUUCUGAUUAGUUUUCAUGUACAUGUAGAAAUCUGUGAGGCUUACCAGUUCCCUGUAGGAAGAUAGAAGCCAGCUCCAUAUCACAGUUGUAAACCGAGCAUUAACCAUCGACCAUUAACAGCAUCAUGAGAAGAGGAAAAUGAAAACAUGAAAGCGGAUGUUCCUCUGUGUAGAAGUGGUUUAAGUGCAGGGAUGAAAGCUCCAUAUAACGCAUCCACCAAACAUAGACUGUACAUUACCUCAGUUUGGAUUGGCUUGGUGCUCUACAGCAUAGAGCGUUUGUUUUGCUGCAGACAGCUGUGGCUCGUCAUUUUAACACUGAAGUAGCACGAGGAGGGAUUUGUUAGGACAAAAGGAAAAGCUGUUGUUCUUAUGUGUCUUUUUUUUAAAAAAAGAAAUAAAUAAAUAAUAAUAACAUGGGCUUUUAAGGCAAAAUAAUCCACGGUCGGGAGAGAAAACUCUCCUCUCUCUUGGUUAUGUGCACUGUUUCUUUUUACAUAAUUCCUUGUAGACAUAAGCAUAAAGGAAAGCGUUGUGUAUCGUUGCUCUUGUCAUUUCCACCAUUUCCAUUGCACUGUUAUUUAUUUGUGACGGGAACACUGUCGGUUUUGUUGCAUGGCACUUUAAUGAGUUAAUGUCUUUUAUCAUUUGCUCUGUUAUUUUGACCAAAGCGUUGUUUUCUUGUUGCAAUCAAUGUGCCGUUGGGUUGGCAGACAGGUUUUUUUUUUUUUUUGUUAAAGAAUUGUUGCGAGUUUAAAUGAAUAAUUCAACAAUUUGGGAAAUUGCUUGUUCUUCUUCUUGCUGAGAAUCAUAAUAGGAGAAGUUUUAUACAACUCUCAUAGCUGUACGGUAACGACGAAACUGAAUCUGGAAUUAAUUGGCUUAGCAUAAAGCUAACAGAUUCGAGAUACAUUACAACAAGCUUUAGAGGGGACGGCACGUAAGUUAAUCUUAACUUAAUCAUCUCCUGGCUUUAUUUUAACGUGUAAGGAUUUUGUAUGACAAGCCGGUUCUAUUGUUGUAUUCGGAUCAGUCCACAUACUCAUGUGUGCAGUGCUUCCCCCUCUCAGGGAACAUCUUCUGCCUCUUGGCAAGAAAGCAAAGCAGCAAAUUUCCCAAAACUUUGACGUUAUUCUUUUAAAGAAAUCACUAAAUUGACCUAGGAUGUUUUAUACGAUGAGCCGGGAGAACAACUGUACUGUGUGUGGUUGCUAAUUUUUUAUCAAACAAGCACUCGUUCUGUCUUGUUACGGGCCAGCGGAGUUGCUACAUUAAAUGUGUUUUCUCCUCUUGUAGCUAAAUAGAAAAGGACAAAGUUAUAAUCAACCAUGGACCUGUUAUCUGUUUAGGGCAGUUUCCUUGAGUGGACAAGAGCGUUGUCCUCGUACCAGAUAGUGCCUCCCUUUCUUCACCUCUUUUUCUUCUCUCCCUCCUUCAUUAGCAUCUUCAACAUUACAUGCUACAUCUAGUUAUCUGUGUCCAAGAUUAAGCUUUUAUGUAGAGUAAUAGGUACUAUUGUUUUUUUUUUAAUUGAUGAUGAUCUAUGUCAAUGUUUUGGAGAGUGAAUAUUAUCAAUGAUCCUCUAUAGUAUGUCGGUAUAGCCAGUACAGUACAGUGUAUAUCUCAUUAAUACGGACUGUAAAUGUUGCCUUCAGAAGAAAUCUCCCUCUUAGCUUUUGUACGGUAGCUGCUAGAUAUAGCUUGAUGCUUAUGUCACAACACCAGUGCAGUAUGAUUAGCCUGUGGAAGUUAAUACUUUAUGGUUUCUAGUUGCUUUUGUCCGUCGUUAUUGUACCAAGGUGGCCUCGAUUGUUGCUUUUAAAUCAAUGUUAUCAGUUCAAGGUGAAAUUAAAUGUAGUAGAAAUGUGCCGUGUCAUGCUAGAAUCAAUAGAUACAGAGCCCAAUAAUGUAUGUUUCUCAGGAAAACACAUUAUAAUAUUCAAAGGAUUGGUCAGUCAACCAAUUCCCCCUUUCCAAAUUGCUUGUUGUCAGAGUCAGUAAACAGAAAAGGUUUAGGAGUCUGUGUGCCUCAGGCCAGCCAACCUGUAGAGCAAUGCAGACUAGUACAGUUGAAGUAUGUGAAUAACCUGACUCUGACCGGCCGAAGUUAACUGAUGCCAUUUAUUCUGUGUUAGUUUUGGGUCAUCUUGGUAUAAUCAACAUUGUUUUGUAUAUCAGUUACAGUUUUAUCGUGUGUGUUGUCUGCUGGCACAGAAGACAAAUGGAAAGUUUUAUUUAUAGAGUUUUGAUGGAUAAAUAAUGUUCUCAAAUAUAUUGCACUCAUGCACAACGCAUCUUUAUUUAAUAUUACUUUGUAUCAUAGUGUUUGUAGAUUAUAGGAAAAAGAAGGUUCGCUUUUAAAAAAAUAUUAUGGGCCCGUCGUGAAAGGAGAAGAUUAGAGUCUGUGUUGUUUUUUUCUGCUUCAGUGGUCAAAGCACCACCACCACUGCACCAAAUUGCAUUGACUUUUUCAUUUACAACUGGCAGAUGACUUGCAAUGCUUCCAGCCCCGGUAGUUCAAGGGUAUCAUGGUAACACACUUUGUGAGGCAGUCUUAUUGUGCUGGCCAAUAAUUGUUGAAAGGUACAUGAGCUGAUUAUUUUCUAUUUGGCUGCUUUUUAACUGUCAUAGCUCUGGAUCAAAGCAUGCAGGUCCACUUAUCUUCUGCUGUGCCCUCUCCCUUCCUCAUGCCUUACCGCUAGCUAAUGACAACAGCUUUCCACCCCUGAAGUGCUGCUUGUAAAGUAUUGUCAUUCAUGAUCCUUGUAAUAAUUAUCUGGAAACCUUCCUCUUGGCUCUGUCUUGUAUAUAAAUGGAGAUUUCUGUGUCGGGUUGCAUCACACAGAUGAUAUUAACUCUCUUUUCCCCUGUAUACCAUGAUGAAUAAGAAUAAGAGACCUGCUGCUUUGUCAAGUGUUGCCGCAGAGGAAAGAGUGCUGACCGGGGAUGAUCCAGGGUCCGUACUCUAGCCCGGGGUUGCUUGACAGAAGCAGAGACGGGUCUUAGCCUGUGGUAAAGUCUUAAUCUCAGUGCUCACGUUUAUCUUUUGAGUGUACUGGAGUUCUUUCUCAUGUCUGUGGACACAUAACAAAAGUUGUCAAAGAAAAAAAAAAAUAAGGCAAAUAAAUAAAGAAAUGAGUGUUGAAACUUA